AGUCCUGGAAGCGCAGCUCCAUAUAUCACUUGCUCUGAACGGUGGUUUACGCUGCUGGCGUUGGUGACGUUCCUCGGUUUUAAUUAAUAUCUCAUUAUUUCAUUCAAAUAUAUUUUUACUUCUGGUUCCUGACAUGAAGACCGAUCGACAUGGACUCUCAUAUAUCCUCCCACUACAACCAUGCCAGUCCUUAAGAACCUCCCGUCUCGGCUGAAGGGAGGCAGGUUUAGCGUGGACUUGUCGACUACACACAGUGAGUUCAUUCUCAGAAAAAUGAGUCUUAACCUCAAUCCAUUUGAGGAGCCUGGCUCAGACGAGGACUGGCCCAGAAGCAACGGAGGCUCACUUCUGGAUGGGCGUGUGCCCCGGGACAGAAACCCGUUUGAGGAUGAGGAGGAUGAAAAUGAGGCUAAUGAGGUGCGGCGUGGAGGAUCAGGGAAGGGAGGCUCCAUCAAAGGCACCCUGGAACGCAUGAAAGGGGUCUCUCCCCUCAAGACGCUAGGAAAACUGGGCAAGAAUUUGCGCAUGUCUAGCAGGAGCAAGGAAAAGGACACCCACUCCCCACAGGGCUCUAUAGGUUCAGCCUCACCCAUGCAGAGGAAGAAGAAGGGCAGACGGAGUUCAGAAGGGAGCUUGCUACGAAUGGCCGGAAAGUGCAAGGAGAGCUUGACCAAUGGUGACCAGUGCUCAGAAACAGAUGCUGACUCCACCAGUCGCCGACUCUCCUUCCUGAAGAUGGUGGGCAAGGGCAAGAUGAAGAGGGAGUCCAUGCAGGACCACUCAUCUCAGGGGCCUGAAGAGGAGCCGGUGGAGGAGGUGCCUGAGGUCAAACCCAGGGAGCCACUUUCAGUAUUGGAGAUCCUGCAGUUAGUCACGAAAAGAGAUUUGUUUUUGGCUGACACUCACAUUCUGGAGCUGGAGCAGGAGUGUAGGGAGGCCGAAUCACCGACAGCAGGGGGGACCGAGGAUUUCAGCAGCCCCAGCAGCAAAGACAGCAGUCGGCGCAAGGCCAAAGAUGUGGAGCUGCUGUACGAGGCCCUGCAGAAAGAGCUGUGGGACGUGGUGAAGGAGUCUCUGCGUAGCCCCACCGCCGGGCCCAACCUGGGCCUGGUGGUGCAGGUGCUUCAGCAGGAGGAGCAAGCCGAUCGGGACUGGGCUCAGAGUGAAGGAGCCGCUCCAGGAGGCCCGCGGCCGAGGGAGUUCAAGAAACGCUGGAGGGAGGCGGUGGUGGAGUUGGCAGAUGCAAACUUACCCCAGCAUGAAGAAGCACGGGCGGGCAAGCUCGCAGCCUACCUGGAUAAGCUAAGAGUGCGUAUGGUGGAGGACCUCGGAGCGGCUCGGCGUAACGUGGCAUCUGUAUAUCCUGCGGAAUAUGACUCCUUCCAAGUGUACACACAGAGCUACCAUCAGGCUGUUACCCGUCGGCUCCAGGCUAUCACUAAUGGGGAUCUGCAGAUCACUGAUAUAUACUCUUUGCUAGACUGGCUCUACAACAUUUACAACAGAGAUGUCCUUGGAACAGUCACCAUAACAACACCCAUUAACCUCUCGCAGCUCGGCCCACUGCUGCCAGCGGAGACGGUGCAAAAACUCGAGCUUGACUGCCUCAACUCAGUCAGGGGGAAAGUGACCAAUGAGCUGUCUCAGGUUUUGGAGGAGGAGGAAAAAAGAUGGCUGGAGACCCUGAACGUCGAGGAGUAUCAGUUACCUCUGGCUCGCACUGUUAUUCAGAGGCUACAAGAAGACCUUGAGAGAUCUGCAGCCGUAAACAGAGAUUUGGGAUCACGGGUUGCUCAAUGCAGUCUCAACGGACUGGCAGAUUUCCUGUACAGUUUUCAAAGAAAGGUGGAGAUGUUCCAUGAGAUGCUCGUAAACAGCUGCGAGUUAAAUGAAGACGGUUACAUCGCUAAAACCAUCGCUCUUGUCAACUGCUGUCCAACGUUCAGGAGCUUUGUGGAGCGUUGUGGCCAGUGUGACCCCUCAACCAGCGAGGACUCGAUUCGUAGAGCCAACACAGCUCUGGACAGGAUAGUCAGCUUGAGUGUGCGAGUGCUAAACGACAGACUUUUUGAACAUAUCAGGCCCUUAUUCGAUAAGCUGAUUAAACGGAAAUGGCUGAGCAACACUGAACCUUUUGAGCAAAUCGAGGUGCUCAUAAAAGAGCACUUCAAGAAGUUUCGCAGGAUGGACAAUCCACCUUAUGAGGUCCUGGUGGUGGAGGUGCACCGGCGUGUGAUGACUGAAUAUGUGCGGGCCAUCAUGAGGGGCAGAAUCAUCUGCACAUCACUCAAAAUGAGGAAGAGGAUGGCUGGACGCCUCCGUGACGAAGGAAAGCACCUAAAAACACUCUUCAACGAGCUGGAAUCCUCCGCCUCAUGGCUUGACAGUGCUAUUCCUCACUUAUCAGAGAUCAUUGUCUUGGAAGACACUCCCUCCAUCCAAAUGGAAGUUGGCGUCCUGGUACGGGAAUUCCCUGACAUACGGAGGAAGCAUGUUUCCGCCAUACUCAAUAUCCGUGGGAUGACUCGACAAACAGAAAGGCAGGAGAUCUUGAAUAUAGUGAAAGACAUCGAGAACAGCGACAGCGUCAUGCGGGUGUCCCGGGACAGGGCUCUCUUUGCUGAGGUGCCGGUGACAUCAGAAGUACACUGUCUAAAUGUAGGCCUGAGCCGCGUGGCCCUCACCGCCUCGUCCCUCUUCUCCAGCAUGCGGUUCCGGCGCAGAAGGACUCCAGCCAGGGAAAACCAGGAUGACAUGCUGUAAUCCAUCUCAAAUGGAUGCUCAUAGAGCACUGGAGCCCAUCAGCACAGCAUUUGUUUCUAAAGUGUUUGCAUGUGCCAUUGUCAUAUCAUAAGGACAUCUUACAGAUGCACAGGAUUGCAGGUUCUCUGAGAAAACUGAAAAAUGACACUACAGUUGGCAUCACCACAAAUGUUUUUGCACAACUAACAUUGCAAAGGCUUUUGUGAAAUACAGUGGCACCAAAAAUAUUUCGGCACUUUUAAAAAUGUAUGAACGUCUUUUCAUGAUAUAUCAAACCAAGUGGCAUUUAUCAUAGAAAAAUUUUUAAAACACACUUUUCAAGAAAAAAUAUUUUAGAAAUGAAGUUUUUAAGUUUUCAAUGAAAUUUUGUAGUUGUAAAAUGUUAGUGGAACAUGUUCUUAUAUAUCACAACAAAUUGUCUCAGGACCAGUUGGUUAAGAGUCAUAGCAGAAAUGUCAAAAAGAGUUCUGUGAAAAGGUCUAGCCUCAUUUCAUUCCUAAUACAUUGAAGCACAUACAUUCUGUGUAUCUUAAAAUGUCCAAAUAAUCAUUGGGGCCACUAUAUGUUUUUCUUUUCUCUAAUUGAUGUAUGCUAUUGUCUGAAUAUAUAGUAAGAAAUGUCUUUUAGAAUCUUAAAUUGCAGGGGUCUAAGUGCGUAUUGUAAAAAAUAUAUAACUACUGAUGAAAACACUGCUUGGUUUUGGCAAUUAUUAGUUUGUUUGUUUGUUUUUUUGUUUGUUUGUUUUUUAAAUCAUGUGACAGUAAUUGAUAGUUAUGAAAUUGUUUUCUUUUUUUUUUUUUUUUUUUUUUUUUAGUUGCACAUGACUGAAGACUGAUUUUAAGGUACUAUGCAAUUGCAGUUAUCUUUAAUCUUUCAAUUAUUUUGAUCAUAUUUAAAUGGAUGAUUUUGUGGUCCAGUCAUCUAUUAUCUGUCAUGAAAGAUAAAUGUAUUGUGUUUGAGAUCAGUCAGAUUUACCUGUGAAAGAAAUCAAGAGGGACUAUUUAUGUAUUGCAAGACUUAUUUAUUGCACCUGUAAUUCAUCUGUAAUAAAUACUGAAAAAAAAAAACAACUACAAAGGAAACCAAUCCAAGCACAAAUAACUUCAACCAAAAAAUAAAUUCAUGAAUAAUUGUAUCACUUUAGAGACACUGUGCUCAAUGUACAGCCAUAGAAGCUUUUGGUGUGUUUACCUUUAAUACUGAUGGACAGAACUUUUCAAACAACAUUUAUGGAUUCUGCAUUUACAGCGCAACAGAGAUUGUCUCCGAAAAAUAUCAUUUUUCAUCCAACUUGUCUUUUCAGCAUAUUUGAUAAGUCUGUAUAUGUUGCUGUGUGAGCACCAUGGAAAGGAAAUCAAAGAACAUUUCAGUAAACUUAAGGGUACUCUGCAUGUUGCUACAUAUGAAAGACUUAAGACUUUGACGUAAACUGAUAUUUUGGUUAUAGGAAGAAAAAUAUUUUACAGUGUACAUAUAUUAAAUCACAUAUGAAUAAAUGACAGAGGAUCAGA
Messenger RNA from Cyprinus carpio (common carp), 4274 nucleotides. RefSeq names its product exocyst complex component 3-like 2b (gene exoc3l2b). The record is from RefSeq and is a predicted model, not a curated record. Gene Ontology annotation, molecular function: SNARE binding. Gene Ontology annotation, cellular component: exocyst. Lineage: Eukaryota; Metazoa; Chordata; Actinopteri; Cypriniformes; Cyprinidae. Gene Ontology annotation, biological process: exocytosis; exocyst localization.